Messenger RNA from Desarmillaria tabescens, 564 nucleotides. RefSeq lists its product as uncharacterized. The coding region runs from base 1 to 564 and encodes 187 amino acids. Lineage: Eukaryota; Fungi; Basidiomycota; Agaricomycetes; Agaricales; Physalacriaceae. The record is from RefSeq and is a predicted model, not a curated record. The transcript has 5 exons.
AUGACUGCCGCCGUCCGACCGAUACAUUGCUGGCCGUGCUCACUGCCUGCUUUCCUGCUGUUCCUUCUGGUCGUCUCGUUGAUUCCUGAUACUGAGCGCGUCAACAUACAAGAUCGUUUCGUUCCUUCCUUCCGCAACUAUACAUAUAUCUGCACAUGCAAACGCUCCGCCAUGAACCUGCUUGAUGGACCAGUCACCGCCAGAGCAUCCCGACAUCGGUCCAGCCUCUUGUCGGCACCUUGCAACCAAUUGAUUCUAGGAGGGAGUAAUGUCAAGUCCAUCUUCAGCAAUAUCUCGGUCAGAUACCUCGGCAUCCUUUUGAGAUUCUGGCGCCGUUUUCUGCGAUGGGACCUGUCGUCCUUGAGCUUGAAGCUUGAAGCUUCGAAGAGAAAUCGAUCCUUUGGAGUUGGAGAUCAAAAAGAACGUGUCUCGUGGCUGCAAUAUCAUACUUUCAUAAGCGCCUUAGCGCCUAUCCGCCCCGAACCCUCAUCCCUGGCAGGUCUACGCCAGUGGGGCAACCCCAUCGAUGAUUCGCAGAUGGCGACCGUGAACAUCUGGAGAUAA